AUGGCGCCUGCAGCGCUCUCACGCGCAGAGCGCAGUUUCUUGCUGGAUGGCCUACAAGCCUCACCAGCGCACCGUCCGGAUGGACGUACUUUAUCCGAGUUUCGAGCCAUCGAAGUUGAGGCGCCUGCGUCGCAGCAGGCCGAUGGAUCUGCACGUGUAUUGCUCGGCAGUACUGAAGUGCUGUGUGGUGUCAAGGCCGAAAUUGAGACGAUGGACGCACCUGUGGUGCCUAUGCAGGUAGGCUCCUCGUCAACCGAGAAAGCGUUCCGUCCAUGGAUGCCGUCGAUGCCCCGCGUUCAGGCAUUGGUAGAAUAUUCACCUGCCUUGCUCCAUGAGCACAAUGCCACUGAGUUGGGCAUGAUGACCAGUUUGAUCCAAGAUAUGAUUCAGGCAUGCUUUGCUGAGGCUGGGACCAUGCUUGGACCUUUUACAGCGCGGCAGUUUAUUGUUGUGCCGUCGUCCAAGUACUGGAAGUUGCAUCUUGAUGUUUAUGUCAUGUCCUGGAGUGGCGGCAAUGUCCUGGAUGCCGUCUUUGCGGCUGUCUACUCAGCCCUGUGGGAUACACGUUUGCCUUCGACCCAGAUUCUUGCGACAGAUACUACGCAGGAGGAUACCAAUGUGGGCGAAGACGAUCCUGCGGGCAUCAAGUACAUUACGCGUGGGCAUGCGAAUGCGCCUGGCCAUGCCGAGUCGCAUGCUGUGGACUUUGCGCUGGCGAGUGAAUGGGACGAUGGCGUGCCCCUGCAUGGCCGUGACGACAUGCCUGUGUGUGUGUCUGUGUACCCUGUCCGUGAUACCUUUUUACUUGAUCCUACGUUGGAAGAAGAGUCGGCGCUGUCAUCGAGUAUCGCUGUAUUGGCCUCGGCCAGUGGGCGUGUCUAUGGACUUCGACAGCGUGGCGAGGGCGAGCUGAAUCUCGAUACGAUUCAUCAGGCGACCGAGGUAGGCGUGUACUAUGCCAAGCAGCUUGCGAGCACCUUGCAAACGUACUUUGAUUGA
This is a messenger RNA of Malassezia pachydermatis, 999 nucleotides long. RefSeq lists its product as hypothetical. NCBI's taxonomy places the organism in Eukaryota, Fungi, Basidiomycota, Malasseziomycetes, Malasseziales, Malasseziaceae. The coding region runs from base 1 to 999 and encodes 332 amino acids. Gene Ontology annotation, biological process: U1 snRNA 3'-end processing; U4 snRNA 3'-end processing; nuclear polyadenylation-dependent mRNA catabolic process. Gene Ontology annotation, cellular component: cytoplasmic exosome (RNase complex); nuclear exosome (RNase complex). The record is from RefSeq and is a predicted model, not a curated record. The transcript has a single exon.